Messenger RNA from Lucilia cuprina (Australian sheep blowfly), 1828 nucleotides. RefSeq lists its product as uncharacterized. Gene Ontology annotation, cellular component: plasma membrane. The coding region runs from base 1 to 1695 and encodes 564 amino acids. The transcript is spliced from 6 exons. The record is from RefSeq and is a predicted model, not a curated record. Gene Ontology annotation, molecular function: calcium ion binding. Gene Ontology annotation, biological process: homophilic cell-cell adhesion. Lineage: Eukaryota; Metazoa; Arthropoda; Insecta; Diptera; Calliphoridae.
AUGAAUCAUCUCAAUAGAGGUCAUCAAGCUGAAUGUCCCUCACCCACUCUACCUUUGCCUGAUCCACCAAAGUUUUCUAGUAAGAAUUACGUAUUCACCGCCUACACCAAUCAAACCGGUAUUCUCGGUAUAGUAAAUGCCUAUAGUUCUGGUAAUAAUACUAGUUUUCAUUAUAUGUUGAAUGUACAAAAUGAUCUUUUGGCCCAAAGACUUUCGAUAAAUCCCUUUACGGGAGAGUUGGGUCUGUAUGGCACUAUAGAAGAGGGAAAUUAUCUUUUUAACAUAACAGCUGAAAAUAUAGCAACUCGUGAAAGAGCGAUUGUUAAAGCUCUUUUAAAAGUUCAACCCAAAGAAGAGUGUAAAUUAUUUGAGGGCGUGACAGUAGAGAAAACUUUAAUGAUACGUCAUAUCAAUGAGGAGAACGCCUUUCAUGGUCUUAUGGAUAUGAAAUUUAAUGAGAAUUGUACAUUCCAUAUAGUGGAUAUGUGGCCAAACGAUAAGGAAUAUGUCCAUGUCAAUUAUAUUUUCAAUAUGUUGGAUACCAUUGCCAUUGAUCGUGAAGAUGAGAUUUUUCAAAAUAUGUCAGAACCACAAGUUAUGGUUAAACUUAGAUUGAAAUGUGACAAAAAUGAUGAUCAAGAAAAUCUUACAAUAGAUAUAACACAAAAUAAACCUAUUGAAAAACGAUCAACACAAAUAACAUUAAGCGAUGAUAUAGCCUAUUCCCCCGAUAUUAUGUGGCUUUAUAUAAAAAUCGAUGAUAUUAAUGAUAAUCCUCCAGAGUUUAAAUUAUCUGAGGGACCACUCUUUUUGGGUUAUCCAUCUGGAAAUGCGGCCUUAGAUAUUUACCCUGAAUAUUUAACAAGAAUAGAAGCUUUCGAUCGUGAUUUGGGUUUUAAUGCUAAAAUUAAAUUUACCAUGAGAGAAAAUACUUAUUUUGAUAUUGAACCAGAAACGGGUAAAAUAUAUCCCAAGGGAAAAGCACUUCAGAAAGAUGAACAAACGGAACUAAUUGUUCUGGCUACAGAUCAGUAUGGUGAUGGAUUAACAUCUGGCACUGUAGUGAUAGUUAAAGCUUUGAGUCAAGACUUUUAUAGUUUAGUUACUUUAAAAGAUAAUUCUACCAAAACUAAGCAAGAGUUAGAACAUGAACUGAGUCAACAAACUGGUUUUAAUAUAAAUAUUAUAAAAAUGUCAUAUAUACCUGAAGUUAUCCAGCAGAAAUCUGUGUUAAAUCAAACUAUAAGCUGCAAAGCAUGGAUAUAUGGCUACCACAGGCAUCAGUUGGUUCCAUAUAAAGAUCUGCAAGAACAAAUCCUGGUCAAAAAUCCUGAGGACAAUGUAAUAAAUAUAGAAUCCUAUGAAGAAGCAGCUUCUCAUUCAAAACCACAUGAUAAUUCAAAUUUAGGUUAUUUAAUUGCUACAAUUCUUCUCUCACUUAUAAGUAGUUCUUCCCUAAUCUUUAUUAUCUGGCGCUUUUGUUAUAAACCCACACUGCUUACUAAUUGCAACACAAAGACGUUAUCAUCAUCACUGGCAGCCAAUGCUAAUGGAAAUGGUCAGCAACAAAUCUCUGCAGAUUGUUCACAUGAUUCUUUAAAUUCUAUAGAGUGUAAUAAUCAUGAAGAGAUUCGUGUCAAGUUCAAUGAUCUUGUUGAAAAUGACAUUAUUGCUGAAGAAUCUCAAUCGAAAUGAUGAAGAUUUGUGAUAGAAUGGAUGUGUAAUUAUAUCAAAAUUAAAGUGUUUUAAUAAUUUUGAAGAUUUUUAUUUUUAUAUUUUUUAAUAAAAGAAGAUUCGUGUGGAAUUAAUUUGUAUUUACUUACAAACA